GUAGUGGGUGGUGAAGGGAAAUGAACAGAGAACUUCUCAUUUGGGUUCACGGGUAAGGGCCGUGUCGAGUAGAUAGGACGUUUAAUUCCUGGCGUACAGGACAGCCGGUAGCGGAGGGAAAUCCACGGAUUAUUUCUCAUGUCUGGCACGUCCGCGCGGCGCAGGAUGGACACCGAGGAAGCUUUAUGAAUCGGGCGCGACGCCGACCGCUCUAUCAACGCGAUUCGAAAACAUUGGGAAGGACCGAGGGCGGCGUUACGAAAUUUCCCGUGAAACGGAAGUACGGUAUUCGGGUUGAGGAUGUUUUGAGUGCAAUUUAACUUGCACGAGGGAAAAAGAAGAGGCGGGGCGGGAAAGAAGGCUAGAGCAAGAAGUCUCGCCGCGGGCUACGCGGGCUCCAACCACUCCUAGACAUUUUGCAUAACGAAGUUACGAAACGAUUCGCCGGGCGCGGAGCGUUGCAUGGCCUACGAAGCAGCUCCGGGCGCUGCUGAUUGAAAAUACCUUGAAUAUUGUGUCGCUUCUGGGUGACGCCAGUGCCGGCUGGAUACCUACGCCCCGAUGCAAUCUUCUGCCGUUAUGAAACUUACGGACCGAUUCGGUUAGGAGCUGUUUUUCCAGAUACACUGGUAGCCAAAAGCGAGCCCUCGGCAGACCUUCGAGGCCGUGGCUGAAGUCUCGUUCCACGGUUAUGCUGCUGGCGUCGCUUCGAGUGGCCGCCAGCAAAUGCUGUCAUGCCCUUGCUAUGCCAGCCGGCGGCCAGGAAGAGGCCGCUGGCCACGAGGUCCUUGAGCAGAUCGAGCACCUGUCUCGCGCUUAUUAUCGUUCUAGCGCUGAUCGGUCGCGAGGCAUCGCGGGCCGCCACCCAGAUUCGCUACGCUUCACGAAUCGUCGAGACCAAGACCGGACAGAUUCGCGGCAUUCUUCAGGAUUUGAACAGCAGACACUUGGACCCGGUGGAAGUGUUCCGCGGUAUCCCAUACGCUGCGCCUCCCGUAGGAGAUUUACGUUUCCGGCCACCGAUCUCGCCGAUCCCCUGGGACGGCAUCAAACUAGCGGAUUCGUUCGGCGCGGUUUGCCCGCAGCACUUCCCAGACAUCAGCAAUGACACAGCUGCUUUGUUGCAAAUGCCUCUGGGCAGAUACCAACAACUGAAGCGGCUCUACAUGUUCCUGACCAACCAAAGCGAGGACUGCCUCUAUCUGAACCUGUACAUACCCGGCAGUG
Ceratina calcarata is the source of this 1227-nucleotide messenger RNA. RefSeq names its product neuroligin-4, Y-linked-like. NCBI's taxonomy places the organism in Eukaryota, Metazoa, Arthropoda, Insecta, Hymenoptera, Apidae. The transcript is spliced from 5 exons. The annotation marks the transcript as partial. The record is from RefSeq and is a predicted model, not a curated record.